This is a messenger RNA of Metarhizium brunneum ARSEF 3297, 1854 nucleotides long. NCBI's taxonomy places the organism in Eukaryota, Fungi, Ascomycota, Sordariomycetes, Hypocreales, Clavicipitaceae. The record is from RefSeq and is a predicted model, not a curated record.
AUGUCUCGCCAGGCCAAGUCAUGCACCCGCUGCCGGCAGCAAAAAGUCCGCUGUGACCGUGUCUCGCCCCGUUGUUCACGAUGCGCCUCCUCCAAGGCGAGCUGCUCAUUCUCGCAGCAACCAUGCGCCUCCGUCUCUCCUCCGCCAUCGACGCCCUCGGCCAGCACCGAAUCGCAAGACCUGUUCCUCUCCCUCCCAUCUAGUCCGUCGCUCGUGCCGGAGGAGCCUCACGGACGCCGGGUUGAGCCAGAGCCCGCACAUCCAAGUCCCGGCGGCGGACGCGGCAUCCCGGCCAAGCGCAAGAAACGCCGCCGGGCUUGUCUGUCCUGCGUCCGCUGCCACCGUCUCAAGAUCAAAUGCGACAAAAAGGAACCCUGCACACGCUGUCGUCUCUCCGGCUGGGGUCGACAAUGCGAGUACACGCACAGGGUAGAGCCGAGCGGUGAGGCUGCGUUGCCCUACGUCCUGACCGAGGAGGAUCCUCAACUCGGGUGUGUCGCCCAACUCGAGUCUCUGCCUGUCCUCGCAACCGAAGACGCCAUUCUUCGCAACCUCAGCGCUACAGGUGGCGUCAUGCUGCCCGACAACUUUCCCUUCAACAGUCCCCGCGCCUCCCCGUUCGCCUGUAUCCAAAAGGUGCGGACUCUGAUCGGCUCGCACCGCGGGGACUGCGACGCCUUCGUCGAGGGAUACCUGGACCUGUACCAGAUGGUGCACCCCAUCAUCGACACGGACGAGUUCCGGGCCCGCGUCUCUGCGUACUGGGACGACCCUCGGUGCCCAGAUGCCGCCUGGCUCAGCCAGUUCCUCAUGGUCCUCGCCCUGGGCCAGCUGGUCGUCACGGGAAAGACGGCGCCGACCGUGGAGCUGUGCAUGGCGGCAGAGGCGUGCCUUGCCAAGACGCCGUUUAUGCUGAGGCCCAACAUAUCCAUCAUGCGGACCAUGUGCCUCAUGGUGCUGGCCAAGCUGACGACAAACGCGACGUGCUGGUCGUUUGACGCCUGCUGGAAUCUGCUGGGGUUUGUGGUCCGGCAGGCGAUAUGCCUGGGCUUUCACCGACGACAUCCCCCAACGUACCCGUCGCCGCCGGUCGAGUACGCGGACUGGGAGGCGGGCAGGGUCAUCUGGACCACGCUGCUGUAUUUCAACAUCCAGGUCGCCAUGAUCUCGGGCAUGCCAUCGUGCCUAUCCACCGAUGUCAUUGCCUCGCACGACCUGGCGUCGGACCUUGGGCCUCUGGACACGGCGGCGCUGGCAUGGCACAGCGUCAUACACACGUCCGGCCCGACCAUCAUCAAGAUCAUCUCGCGCGUCAACGCAGACACGAACCUGCCCUCGUACGCGGAAAUCCUCGAGUACAGCAGCCAGGUCCGGCAAUGCAUGAGCAUACUCGAUCGCGUCCAGGGGCCUCGCACGCUGCGCAUGACGCUCGACAUGUUCUUCCGCCGCGUUCUGCUCGUGCUCCAUCGCCGCCACGCGCUCGACGUCGACGCGCCCAGCAAGUAUCCCGUGUCGUACUGGGCCUCGCUCGAGUGCAGCCUUGCGCUGCUUGUCCAUCAGCGCGACCUCUACGACCAGGACAAGGCGCCCCGGGGUGCGGAUUUGCUGGUCCGCCUCUACAUGCUGGACGUGUUUGCGGCGGGCAUGACGGCGACGAUUCACUUGCUGAGGAAAGACGCGCCCCUGGCGUCGGGCUUCGCCAUCCCGCCCAGGCAAACCAUCCUCGAGACGUUGCAGGCGUGUACGGAGCUGUGGGCAAACGAGACGAUUCAGAGUCCCUGCUUCAAGAUGGGCCAUGCCUUGCUGGACAGGGUUGUGGGGGCGUUGCUCGAGGGAACUGUCUCUCUUCCGUGA